Molecule: messenger RNA, 2895 nt
Organism: Eruca vesicaria subsp. sativa (arugula)
Lineage: Eukaryota; Viridiplantae; Streptophyta; Magnoliopsida; Brassicales; Brassicaceae
Source: the annotation of a GenBank genome assembly
AUGCUCCUAGUUUUGGAUCUCGGGGUUUCAAGUCUAUUCCUUUUGAUAUCUCUUGUUCUACCUCUCCUCGUCUUCUUUGCUAUACGGCGUAAAUGGAGGCUAGCUGUUCUUAGAAGAGAGGAGAUUCAGAGACUUCUUAUUCAUGCCUCAGAGGAAGAUGCUAGGGCUGAACUAGAAGCAGCCUCCGUUGAGUUCUCUUCUGUUUACGUCUCUAAUAGCUUUCAGUGUCCCAUUUGCUAUUCUCCUGCCUCUACUAGAUGCUCUCGCUGCAAAGCCGUUCGGUAUUGUUCCGGGAAAUGUCAAAUUAUCCACUGGCGGCAAGGUCACAAAGAUGAAUGUCAACCUGCUACUAUCUUAUAUAAUACUGAUGAUGAGAAAAGUGACUGUGAUUUGAAGUUCAGAGAAGUAAGUGGAGGGCUUAUUCCUGAUGAAACUGCAUUGCUGGAUUCGGAACCAGUCAGGGAAGCAAUACUCUCUAAUCCUGUCAUAUCUCCUGAAGAUGGGGGUGGAGAAAGUGUAGAUAACAAAGAUGAUCUUAUGGAUAAGGAAGAGGCUGUUUCUGUUGCUGAAACAUCUGGAUCCUCGUUUUCUGGCUUCUCUUCUUCCCCUCGUAAUGACUCUAGUGAUGAUAUUUCUUUGUGUGAGAGCUUCAGUUCAUCUGAUUCCGAGAUAUCAGAGCGUCCACGUGAUACUCAUGUAUCUGUAGAGUUGGAGGAGACCUGUCUCAGCAAUAUUGAUGAUGUUCCAACUAAACCGUUGUCCCCUAAAUUUGUGCAAUUGGUUGAGUCUGCAAAUGACAUGGCUAAUUUGCCUACGUUGAGUCUGCAUAAACCUGGGGGUGAUGCUCCGAGCCAGUCAAGUACCUUAGUCUCAGUAGGUACGGAUAGGCAUCAACGAUCAGCUGACCUGCCUCUUCUGAAGUCAUCUGAUUUUUGGGGUACUGCUCUUGGAUCAAUAGAACGUGUAAUUGAGAAUUGUGAUAGUUCUAAAUCUGGUGAACUUGAAGAAACUACUAAGGCUGCAUUAGGGACUCAUAAAAAUUCUGUUGAGGUGAAUUUCAGAGAAAGAACUGCUAAAAGAUCUGAUGAAGCUGAGGUUUCAUUACCAAGUUCCUCUCUUCCUGAUGCGUCCAGUCCUUUGAACCCUACUGUUUUGUCCACUGUGACACUUAAGAAGUCAAAGAGCACUCGUACUGGAAGUGGCUGUAUUUUGGCCCCUCUGAAGGUUGGGGAAGUCCAAAUAUUGUCAUCCAAGGCCUCAGAUACUAGGGAAUGUGCUGAUGAUAUUAAACAUUCUGCUUUAGGUGCAAAAUCUGGAAGAGUUCUUGACCAUCAGAAACAUAAUGAUGUUGCUGUUCACCGUAUGAAUUCUCUAAAUGGAAGAAGUGGUUUGAAGGCAUCAGUACUAAAAGUUGUAGACCAGUGGAAUAGACCGAAGUCAUUAGCUGAGAAUGAGAUAGCAGGAAGACAUGGUCGUAAGGGGCUCUUUUCAUAUGAACAAUUUUCUAAACUGUAUACGAAUAAAAUUGAGUUCCAGCCUUGUGGCCUCAUCAAUUGUGGCAAUAGCUGCUUUGCUAAUGUGGUCUUCCAAUGCCUGAUGUUCACUGCUCCUCUGACCACAUACUUCCUCCAACAACUCCAUUCCAGAACAUGUCCAAACAAAGAACAGUGCUUCACCUGUGAGUUUGAGAAGCUGGUCUUAAAGGCAAGAGAAGGGAAGUCUCCACUGUCCCCUAAUGGGUUGCUAUUACAUCUGCAGAAUAUUGGAAUCCGUCUUGGGAAUGGCAAGCAAGAAGAUGCACAUGAAUUCCUUAGGUUUGUUGUCGACACAAUGCAGUCUGUGUGCAUUAAGGCAUCUGAAUACGAUAUGCCAAAGACUAAUAAAUUAGAAGAUACAACUCUAAUUGGUUUGACAUUCGGGGGAUACCUCCGAUCAAAGAUUAAAUGCAUGAAAUGUCAAGAAAAAUCUGAGCGGCGUGAGAGAAUAAUGGAUCUAACGGUUGAGAUUGAUGGGGAUAUUAGCACUUUGGAGGAUGCUUUGCGUCGGUUUACAAGGACUGAAAUAUUGGAUGGAGAAAACAAAUACAAAUGUGGCAGGUGUGACUCCUAUGAGAGAGCCAAAAAGAAAUUGAGAAUCACAGAGCCUCCGAAUGUCCUUACGAUUGCUCUAAAACGAUUCCAGUCAGGGAAAUUCGGGAAGCUAAAUAAGUUGAUCAAGUUUCCAGAGACUCUAGAUUUGGCUCCAUAUGUCAGCGGUGGAAGUGAAAAAUCACAUGACUACAAACUCUAUGGAGUUAUUGUUCACUUGGAUACAAUGAAUACAACAGUUUCUGGUCACUAUGUGUGCUAUGUUAGAAACAGUCAAAACAAGUGGUACAAUGCUGAUGAUAACACGGUUGUAACUUAUGAUGUUGAAAGGGUGUUAUCAAAGGGAGCAUAUAUGUUGUUCUACGCAAGGUGUUCUCCAACGCCACCAAGAUUAGUAGUAUGUAACAAAUCGGUACCUAAGACUACUGUUUCUCGGUCUGUGUCUACUGCAAGUCCUGUUUUGUCUUCCAACACUCAUGGUGGUGAUCGACCUGGCAAUAUACAGUCGUUUUACUCCAGCUUCCAGAGGCUGCAGAGAAUUUUGGAAGAGGACUCGUCGAGUGACUGUUCUUCUCUCUUUGACAACACCUCAGAUGAAUGCUCUUGUAGCACAGAAAGUACAAGCAUGGACGACUUUGCUGAUUUCAUUUAUGGAGAUCAUCAAAGACGGGCUUCCUCUCCAACAUCAUCUUCUUCCUCUUCUUCUCCUCCUUUCACAAGGCAUUCGCGGCUAAGGGACUCGAGUCUUUCUUCUCAAGAAAAUCACGAAAACUCGAGACAUCGCUUGCCCUUGGGAAGAGAAAGGUAA